ACUGUUUUUCUUUAUUUUGCAGUUUUGCCAAUUUGAGAAUUCACCCUCAUGGAUUAGUGUUGGUGGACCUGCAGAGCUACAAUGAUCAUACAAAAGGAAGAGAGGAAACUGAUCAGCUUCUAAACAAAGUAGAAGAAAGAAUGAAAGAAUUUUUUCAUAGCAAUCUGAAAAGGGUAAAGCGAUUGCCAGCCAUUUUGAGAGGAGGUGUCAUCGAUAGAUACUGGCCCACAGCCGAUGGGCGCUUGGUUGAGUAUGACAUAGAUGAAGUUGUUUAUGAUGAAGAUUCACCUUUUCAGAACAUUAAAAUUCUGCAUUCAAAACAGUUUGGGAAUAUUCUUAUCCUCAGUGGGGAUGUUAAUCUGGCAGAAAGUGACCUGGCAUAUACUCGAGCCAUAAUGGGCAGCGGAAAGGAAGAUUACACUGGCAAAGAAGUGCUGAUCCUUGGAGGUGGUGAUGGGGGUAUUCUGUAUGAGAUAGUCAAACUGAAGCCAAAGAUGGUUACUAUGGUAGAGAUUGACCAAAUGGUGAUCGACGGGUGUAAAAAGUACAUGCGUAAAACCUGCGGAGAUGUCUUAGACAAUCUGAAAGGAGAGUGCUAUCAGGUUCUAAUUGAAGACUGUAUUCCUGUAUUGAAGAGGUAUGCCAAAGAAGGAAGGAUGUUUGAUUAUGUAAUUAAUGAUCUGACAGCUGUUCCAAUCUCCACAUCUCCAGAAGAAGAUUCUACAUGGGAAUUUCUGCGGUUGAUUCUUGACCUCUCAAUGAAAGUCCUGAAGCAAGAUGGAAAGUAUUUCACACAGGUAUGGUAUCUGGAUGUAAAGAAGUACUACAGUAUAAGUAUUGUAAUCUAUAUUUUUCAGAUACAUCUUUUUCUUAAAAAACAAAACAACAAAAAACAGCAAAACGAACAAAAUAUAGUAGCAAGCUGUUUUCUCUCCUUAUAGUUCUUUGUUUAGAUU
Messenger RNA from Meleagris gallopavo (turkey), 956 nucleotides. Lineage: Eukaryota; Metazoa; Chordata; Aves; Galliformes; Phasianidae. The record is from RefSeq and is a predicted model, not a curated record.